Cladophialophora yegresii CBS 114405 is the source of this 1743-nucleotide messenger RNA. RefSeq lists its product as uncharacterized. NCBI's taxonomy places the organism in Eukaryota, Fungi, Ascomycota, Eurotiomycetes, Chaetothyriales, Herpotrichiellaceae. The transcript has 6 exons. The coding region runs from base 1 to 1743 and encodes 580 amino acids. The record is from RefSeq and is a predicted model, not a curated record.
AUGGCACCACCGUCACGAUUUGACGACCCGGAGUUCAUCAGCAAGUUCUUGAACGUUGUCCAUUGCCGUCCUUUAUCCUCAGUCGACGAUGUCGGACCUGGUGCUGAACGUGCGAGCUCGAACUUGAACCCAGAGAGCGCGGAGAUUGUUCCCAUAUCCCUUCCUAUCGACGACAAAGAAGAGAUUGCAAACAUGGGAGAUGCCGCUCGUCAACCUGUCGUCCAGCAGUCGGAGCCAACAUGCUCUACUCCAAGCUGGCAAUCACCAGCAUCACCUCCUUUCCCGCAGAUAUCGAGCCUGCAAGACACUGGCAGCGUUGACCUGGUCCAAGACGAAAACGGCUUUGUGACCGAAGCUUCAGCUCCAACUCCUGUGCCUCAAGAACACGUGCUGACCCCCGAACAACCGAACGUGAAAGCUCCUUUUCGUGGGAAGCACCUGACGCCUACCCAGCAUCGGUUGCUCAAAGGGAAGAAACCGGGUGUCGAGCAUCUAACCGAGAAGAAGCUUUCGGAGAUGCAACAACAGGCUCAGGGUUACAUGGACAACGUGGUCGAGGGCUUUCGUAAGGUUGGCCAACCCAUUGUGUCGUCGAAGCAGGCCGACGCCCAAGGACCCGAGUCAUCAGGUGUCAAGCACGACAGCGACUCUGAAAUCAGCAGCAUCCCGUUUCCGGAAAUGGACGAAACCCCAAUCAGCGCCGAAGUUCACCACAUUACUCUCAAGGAGGAGAAGGCGUCCACUGCACCCUCAACCACCCCAGUGGCAGAAGGCCAAGGCAAUGCUGCGCAACAGGAGAAGCAGCCACUGGAGAGCUUGCCUACCUUUGGCGAAACUCCAAUCAUCAGCACUCUGGAUAAUAUGAAGUUGUCCGAUCAUGGCUCACAGGAACCAAAUACCACAACCAACAAGACUGUCAUGAAAGACGAGGCAGUCCCUGCUGCAGAGGUCUCAACCAAAGAGCUGGAUAGCCCCGAUGGUGGUGUCAUGGUUGAGAACGAUCCCAAGGCAACUGACGCCGUUUGCAAACACACACAAUCGCCUACCAUUGUGGUUACGGCCAAUACCGACACAGAUGACAGCGUCGCAGGAGGCUACAUGGCAGAGGAUCGAGGGAAUCUUGUUCGUUUGAAGACAUGGGGCACGCCGGCUGCCCGUAACAACCCCAGAUCACGUCAACGUACCAUCAUCCUUUCCGGUCUUCCACACGGUGCAGACCUCGCCCUAGUCCAGUCAUUCAUCCAUGGCGGCGUGGUUGAAUGUAUGAGGCUGGUCAGCGGUAGCUCAGAAAACCCGUCUCUUUCUGCCCACGUCACCUUCGUCAGUCCUGACGCCUGUGAUCGCUACUACGACAAAUAUCCCGAUGGCUUCGACAUCCGUCACCAAGGCAAGAAAUGGCCGGUGCUUGUCCACAAGAGAGACGGCGUCGAUGUUGUCAGCGGGAUGCUGCAAGGCUACCUCGAGUGUGGCGCUACCCGGGUUGUCAAGGUGAACAAUGCUGCCGAAGACUGGGGAAUUGUGGCAUUGAACAAGCUCGCCCAAGGAAAGGCUGCAACACGUCGAGUGGAGGCUAUCCAUGACACAUACCACAACAGAACACGCACCAUCAUCUUCCGCUUUGCCAACAUCGACCACGCUGUCAAGUUCAAGGGUAUCCUCAUGCGCAGUGACGAUUGGGAAGGAUGUCAUAUCGAAUUUGCAGAAGAUCCAUGUGCAAAAGCCACCGAUUUUCACCAUGAGUAG